Messenger RNA from Ctenopharyngodon idella (grass carp), 1104 nucleotides. Its product is annotated as DNA ligase 1-like. Gene Ontology annotation, molecular function: GTP binding. The record is from RefSeq and is a predicted model, not a curated record. NCBI's taxonomy places the organism in Eukaryota, Metazoa, Chordata, Actinopteri, Cypriniformes, Xenocyprididae. Bases 201 to 749 code for a protein of 182 amino acids. The transcript has a single exon.
GAGAGCAGAACCAGAGAGACUGAGAUACAGAGAGGAAGAGUAGAAGACAGAAACAUCUCCAUCAUCGACACUCCAGGAUUCUUCAACCCUCACCUGACUGAUGAAGAGAUGAAGAAGCCAGAUGAUGAAGAGUCUGGAUCUCUCUGAUCCUGGUCCUCACGUGUUCCUGCUCGUCAUUAACCUGGAGAACUUUAGAGAGGAUGAGAGGAACAUUGUGGAGCAAAUUCAGAAGAACUUCGGAGAAGAAUCUUUGCUCUUCACUAUGGUUCUGUUUAUUGGACGGGAAAAAAAUAUCCAAAAGAGAAUUUAAUCAAAUCAUUGAGAGUGAAGAAACACAGAAAAUACUUAACUACUUUGAAGGACGAUUUCAUGUGAUAAACAACAAAAAUGAGUGUGAUUCCAGCCAGAUCACAAAGCUCCUGAAGAGUAUUGAUCAUACGGUGAAGAACAAUGGAGGACAAAACUACAGCAAUGAGAUCUACCUGAAGAAUCAGAGACAACUUAGAGAGACAAUGAAACUAGAGGAGGAGAAGAAACAAGAGGAGAAAAAAGGGAUAAAUACAAAGGAGUAUGUUAAAACCAAAGAGAGCAUGGAAACUGAAACAGAAGACAUUACAAAGAAACAAGAGGACAUGAGCAAGGAGAGCAGAGAACCAACAGAACACAAACACCUCAGAGAUAAGAGCGCUGCUGUCCAGGAAGAUCACAGGAAACAGAUGGAAACACGGAGAGAGAGAAAGAAAGACUGAGAUGGGAGCUGGAAAGAGGAAUGACACCAGGAGAUGUGUCAAAACAAGGCAAUACCGAACCAUUUGUAGCUAAAUAUUUUCUAAAGGUAUUUUUGUGUACAAUGAGCCAUCAAUAAGCUUAAUGAGAAAUUUUCUUAAGAGGCUUCACUGGACCAUGAAAUAAUUAAAAGUGGUUAAAUUUUAGGGAAGUGGAUGAUUUGAUGGGUAAAUUUGAAUUAAAUGCCUUAACACAAUUAACGCAGUCAACACAUGAGAUCAUGCGAUGAUCACAGUGACAUCACACCAUUCUCAUACUGUGAUACAGUGUCAGUAAUAAGUGAGUUCAAUGUUAAAUUCAAAAUGUUGAGCAGGUUGA